AUGUCAAGGCAGGAGUUUCAUAAACUGAGUUGUGCUUCCAUUAUGUCACCUAAAAAACCUGAAAUGGAAAGAAAAAGACGGCAAAGAAUCAACAAUUGCUUGUCUCAAAUUAAACGGCUGAUCCCUGAAGCCAGGGAGCUGGAGGUAGGUGCAGUCUGUGUGUCAGAAUUAGCUGUCACCUUAGUAAAAGACCACGCGGAGUUUUCUUUAAGCGUGCUUCUUAUACAUUGAACCCACUGUUUUAGCUAUCCCUUUAUGUACUUUAAUCUUAAUGUUUGUAUUUUUCGAUCUAUUUUGAACUCUUUCAUUGGCUUAUAGAUCAAGAAAGGCUGCAGACUUGAAAAGGCGGAAAUUUUGGAGAUAACCGUCAAAUUCAUUCAGAAAGUGCAAAACGAGAAGAAAGCCGACAAACAGGGAGGUACGAUUCCAUAGAAAAACUUACAAGUUUUGAUGGCAAAUUUCUCGUAGUAACUAUCACGGUUAUGCUUGUUUUUUGCUUUUUUUUCGAACCCAGACAAUCCUCGAUUCUCAUGCUAUACAACUAUGAGACUCACCGCUAUUUGAGUCGAAGAGGAUGAGCAAAGUCUAAAAAACACGCGCCAAAUUGUAGUAUAAAUGAGCGAGACACUAGCUCGAAAGACAAUUCUGAUAAAUUUCGUAUCAAAACUCUCGAGCAUCACAAUGUAAGGGACAAUGAGUUACCUCUAUCUUUGCUAUUUUAAAUUUUGAUAUAAAAUGCUUGUUUACGACGUAAUGAUAAAGAUAAAGCUAAACCAUGACAACUUCGACCGUGCAGCAAUUUGCCUCGUGCGGUAUGAAUGGAAAUAUAAUUCACUGUACGUUCAACACAGUUUUCGAAAUUACCUGCGUUUAUCAUCAUCAUCAUUUCAUCAUUUUCCCUUAGAAACCACGGUAGGACUUGAAGACACCCCUGCAAUUUUCAACCAAAGUCUAGCACCGACAAGACUGGUAUUUCAGAGCCAAUUUGACAUUCCACGAGAACAAACAGCGUCGCCAUUCUAUGCGACUCCCUCAUAUUCUUUUAACUCAAAUGAAUGUGAAUAUGAUAUCAAAAACAACUCCCGGAACACACUUCAUCGACCAGUGCUUCUACCCACUCCUCGUUAUUUCACCCCUCGCUGUAUUUCGUCUAACAUUGUCUACGAUUCUGUGAGAGAUGGUGGUGACAGUUUUGGUUUUCCAACAAGACAGUCUGCUGUCGGUACAGUCCUGCUCUGA
Pocillopora meandrina is the source of this 1239-nucleotide messenger RNA. The record is from the annotation of a GenBank genome assembly. Lineage: Eukaryota; Metazoa; Cnidaria; Anthozoa; Scleractinia; Pocilloporidae.